Didymodactylos carnosus is the source of this 3627-nucleotide messenger RNA. Lineage: Eukaryota; Metazoa; Rotifera; Eurotatoria; Philodinida; Philodinidae. The record is from the annotation of a GenBank genome assembly.
AUGUUCGAUUAUUGUCCGAAAAUUUUGUUAAUAUUAGCUGUUAUAUUCAAUUUAAAUUUAAAUUUUGCUCAAGCUGAUUUUGAUUUACAAAAUUUGUUUAGCAAAGCAAUAAAGACUGAUAAUGAUCGACAAGAUUUAGCAUCGAUUGAACAACGUUUACCAACAUUUCUUGAUUUUGAAAUACCAUCUCAUGAAAAUAUUUCAAAUGUAUUUUCUAAAUUUAAAAAUCUUACUCUACCGAUCGAUAUUCGAAAAGAUACAGCAUUGACACCAACCAAUGCUCAUCAUAUAUUUACUAGUAUACAAUCAAUAUGGCCCUAUAUAAAGGAUAAUGCCUGGCAAUCAAUAUUGAAAGUUUUAAAUUUACCGCAAAUUUUAGCUAGUCUUCCACCUAGUAUUAUAUCAGACAAAAUUUUAGAUAAAUUAUUAGGGUUAUCAAGCGAAGAUGAUGUUACAAAAAUAAUAGAGUCUAACAGAAAUCGUCAUGGAUACAAUGAAGAACAAAAAAGUACAUUUGUUCGAAAUUAUAUUUCUAAAAUAAAAAAUAAAUUAAAUCCAACAAAUUUUCGUCAAUUAAUAACGGAAAAACUUGGCCUAGGAUUUCUGAAGUAUUUACCAUUGGAUUUUCUGUUAAAAAAUAAUAUAUUCAAUAAUAACAAUGUUUUACGUGAUGUGGCGGCUAAUUUACCUUUAAUGUCAUCAUUACAAAAAGAUGCAAUAGCCACAAAAGUUUAUCGUGCAUUAACAGCAGAUUCAACAUCUAAUCUUGCAACAGAUGGUGCUCCAUUGAAACUUGAAUCACCUGAAUCAAUGGGUAUUCUAGCCGGUGUAUUACCAAGCUUAUCUCCACGACAAGUGAUCAAAGCUGUUGGCAAUAACGUUAUUCCCUUGCUGGCUACUCAGCAGGUACGAUCAGAUGUGUCCUGUGCAACUGCUAUGGGUCUAUUGAAUCGUACCAUAGAAGCAAAGAGAAAUAAUCGUGUAUUUAAACCAGAGGCAAAAUAUUUACAACGUUGGCAAGAAUGUUAUUCUGGCUGUGAUCUUAAUAAUUUUCUAAAUAAUAAAGAUGAUAUUAAAGAAUUAUUGAAAAAUCAUCCAAAUCCAGAAGGAUGUGAAGGCUUAGUUAAUGAAGUAAAAAAAGAAUUUGAUUUAGAAAAUAGAUUAACAGGUCCAAAACUCAAAAGUGUCUCAGAUGUUUUUGGAUCCUUGUAUCGACCUGACGAAAUUAGUGACCUAUCCGAUAACUUGAUGGCUGAAUUAGGAAAAGAUCAGGCAGUUAUUGAAAAACUUGGUCAACAAGAUUUGGAUCCACAUGAGGCUCGUACAAUAAUAAAUAAAAUUCCACGUCGUGUACAAGAAAAUUGGGAUAAAGGUAUCCUAGGUAAAUUAGGCAAUUUACUUCCCGGCUUAGAUGAAAAUAUAUUGAACUUAUUACUUCAAAAACGUGGUGAUUUACCACCGUUAUUCUCGGAACAAAUGAAACCGUUUAUAACGAAAUUAGUUCCAUCAAGAAUUCGUCGUCUAAUUGAUAAGUAUGCAACAGAAGGAAACAUUCAAACUUAUAAAAAAUUAUUAACUUCUAACUAUGCAAAAAAAUUUAUUUCGUCAGCUACACUAAUGAAAAUAUUAAAUCAAGCCCCUGAUGUUGUUCGUUUUCUUCGAUUUACACCGGCACAGGAGGAAUUAAAAUUGACACCCUCAAAAUUGAUUUCUGCUGGAGUGAUACAAAAUCGGCUGGGUAGCACAUCAAAUUUUGAUGGUAGUCUCGGCUCCUUAUCACAAAUUGGAAAUCUUCUUAACGGUUUGACGAAGAGUGACGUAGAAAAAAUAAAACCGGACGAUUCUCUGCUAGCUAUUCGAUCGGUAUUCGGCUCUAAAGAAAAUAUAAAUGUUGACAAUGCUAUGCAAUCGGGAACACGUUAUGCAUUUGGAAAUGUUUUACAAAAAGGUCUAAAAAGUCGGGAACAUAGUGACGAUCCAGAUCAAUAUAUUCAAGGUUUAUUUCGCGAAGAUGAUCUAGUUGAAGAGCUUAAUCCACAAAUAUUUGCUACAAUGACAAAUGCUGAAUUAGACGCUGUCAAUCGUUUAAAACCUGAACAAGGCGAUCAGUUUUGGAAAACUAUUGGUAACAUUAAUGAACCUGUUUGUUGUUCAUUUGUACCAGAAAAUCGUGUACGACUUGCUAAUUAUGCUCUUAGCCAUUAUGGUUCGAAUACUGGUGAUAUAGAUGUCUUUAGACUCUCACAACUGGGACCAUUUUUAACAUCGAGCCUAAGUGCAAAAGAUCUCCGACGUAUAACGACCGAUGGAUUAAUUAACAAACUUGCUUACUUUAAAUCGCCAUGUUUUCAACCAUCAAAAGAGCAAGCCCAAGCACUUGGUUCACGUUUAAAUGAUGCUUUAAGUGAAGUCGAUGACUCUUUAAAACCAAUGUAUCUUGAUUUAAUAGGCGAAUUAGCUGUAUAUUUACCUAAUGAUAUAGCAAGUUCAAAGAAAAUACUAGCAGGAAGAGCUAAUUUCCUUUCUAAAUCAAUAGAUAAAUUGAAUGUACGUGAUGAACGAUGUAAAUUACCUGAUACCGAUGGAUUUUUAUCUAAAGCCAAGAGUAGCAUGAAGAAGAAUUUGGUUAAUGCUUUUAUUAAUCAUUUGUCAAAUCGUCAAAGAAGACAAACGAAUCUGGAUAAGACAAGUUUAUCAUGUGAAAAUUUGCGAAAAAUUGGCUCAGCUGUCUCCGCAUUAUCACCUCAACAAAUUGACAGUAUAACAGCUGAUGAAUUAUAUCGAUGUAUCGAUCUAUUGGGUGCACAAACAGAUUAUGAGUCAGACAAUAUUAACAGAAUAGCUCAAAAAUACAUUCAAGCACUGACUGCCAAAAAUCGUCAUAUACAAUCCUUAAAUCAAAAUGAAAUAUACAAUUUGGGAGAAAUUUUAACUGGCUUCUCGCCGUCACAAUUGAACAUGUUGAAAAAUCAACAUUUCAAAGAUGCAAAUAUUUUAUCAACUGUUGGAAAUUUACAAAAUUGGAAUGCUGAACAACUCAACGUAUUGGCACGUCUUGCUACUGAUGAUGGGUCAAGAUUACCACAAAGUUUGCUCGAAAAUGGUGGAAAAAUUCUCUGCGGAAUUAAUGAUGACUUACUUCGCCGAAUACAAGCAGAAGAUGUCAAAUCAUAUUUAGUCAUAUUAGCCAAUAUUGAUUGUCCUACUGGUACUAAUUAUUCAAAUGUCAUGUUUAAUGUAUCAAAAGAUGCUUAUAAAAAUGAAAUUUAUCAGCCACAUAUCUUUGGUUCCUUGGGUACUAUUGCUGCUGGUCUAAAAUCGGCCGACAUUUCAUCUAUACCGAAAAACUUAUUAAAUUUUCUACCAAUUUCAGCUGUACAAAAAUUGCCCAUAGAUGUAAUGAAACACUUUACAAGCGAUCAAUUAGAAGGAUUAAAUAUCGAACAAAUUAAAGCAAUUCCAUCAAGUGUUUUUAGUGCAUUGGGAGCUGGACAAUUGAAAGUUUUGAAUAAAAUUUUAUUUCCAUUCAAAACAUCAGGUACAAUCAAAUUGACAAGUUCAACAUUCAUACUGUGGUUUUUAACAUUUAUAUCCAUUUUAUUCUUAUUCAACCAAAAUCGAAUGUAA